CGGAGCCCGGCGCAAUUAGCAUGCGAGGGCAGACUUGCUGUUGCCAAGGAACCACUCUCCUUAGCAGACCUUCAGCCUCACCGCCCCCCUCCCGGCCGCCUUCUCGCCCCAAUCUCAAUUCGCAUCCGAGAACCAGGAAGGAGAAGGAGGAAACACACCCAGGAUUGGCCUCCUGUGUUAGAAGCCUGGCAGCCGGUUCAGCUUCUCCGGCUUGGGCGCAGUAAAGAUGGGGAAAGAGGCGAGCAAAGGCUUCGGUCGACGCUCCUGAGCCGAGUCCGGGUCACAGUCUGGAGCAGGAGCCGCUGGCUUUGCAGAGACACUCGGUGCAAGUUGCGUGGAGGGAGCAGUGGCUGUGGACACUACUUUGCACGUGGAGUGGACCGAGGCGAAGUCCCUGCCCGCCCUCUCGCCCCUGGGCCACACCCGGACCUCCCUAGUGCGCAGGCUGGUUCGCCAAAGCUCUGUGGACAGCCAGGAUUCUCUCGAGGUAAAUGUUGAAGACACUGUCGAAAUGUUACCCAAGUCCCGGCGAGCACUCACCAUCCAAGAAAUCGCGGCCCUCGCCCGGUCCUCAUUGCACGGUAUUUCACAGGUGGUGAAGGAUCAUGUGACCAAGCCCACGGCCAUGGCUCAAGGCAGGGUGGCCCACCUCAUCGAGUGGAAGGGCUGGUGCAAGCCCAUGGACUCGCCGGUGGCUCUGGAAAGCACGUUCAACUCCUAUUCGGACCUCAGCGAAGGAGAGCAGGAGGCCAGGUUUGCUGCAGGUGUGGCCGAACAAUUUGCCAUUGCCGAAGCCAAGCUGAGGGCCUGGUCUUCGGUGGAUGGCGAUGAUUCCAACGACGAGUCCUAUGAUGAAGAUUUUGCCACUUCCACCGACACAACACAACCAGCUGAUGCCGCGAGCCAGCUGCCCCCCAGCACCCUGCUGAAGGGCUUCCUGCACAGCCGCUUGUGCCAGCUGAAUGCCCGCCAAGGCUCCUGCGACCCAGAGAGCGACUCCUCCCAGACCACCAUCUCUCCGGAGACCUUGUGCUCCAGCCUCUGCAGCCUGGAGGACAGCCUCCUCCUCAAGGAGCUGGGCUCGCCCUCAGAACUGGCCGCCAAGCUGCUGGGCUCCAUGUCGGGCGAGGAGGAGCUCCUCCUCUCCAAGUUGCCCCCACAGACAGCCGGGGAAUGUGCCUUCCGGAGCCUAGCACAGCUCGAGUGCCUGGACUCCAUGUACUCCAUGUCCUUCACCGAGUCCUGCCUCUCGCCCACCGAAGACGAGGACAUCCCCUGCAAGGACUACAAGGGUCACGAGGACAGCUGCCAGGUCCGGAGGAAAGUGUCCGAUGUGGCCUCUUCAGGCGUGGUCUCCCUGGACGACAACGAAGAGGAGGAGGAAGAGCAAGAGGAAGACACCGGCGAGCAGUGAGACCCGCUCUCGCCGCGGCAUGCUUCACCUGCCAUUUUUCUGUCCUGCUCCGUGGCAUCCGCCCUCGACCGUGCUCCGUGGCCCGCCUGUCGUCCUGGAGCAGGGGCUCCCCCUUCCUUCACCGGGUGGCGGCCUGGCUGUCCGCAGGGCAGGGGGAGGCGGGGUGGUAAGCUGACCAGCGCCCCCCUGCCCUGCCCUGCCCUCCUGCCUUCACCUCCACUGUGCCAUCUGAUCCAACCAUUGAAGCCUGAGGGGGGGCCUCUCCCACGCGUGGCUCCGUGGAUUUUGCCUGCUGCAUUUUCUCUCUCUCUCUCUCGUGGUCUGUUUCGUUUUCUUUGCAUGUCUUGAGGGUGGGGGUGGGGGUGGGGGAAGAAUCAAGCAAAGCGACAGAACAAAAGCAACAGCGGGGCAACGACAGCUGGGCAAACCCCCACGCCCGCCCGCCCGCCCCAAAUCUAGGGCCUGUUGGGAGCAUGCUGUGCUCUCCCCGACCUCAGUGCCCCCACCCAGGGUUGGUGCGGGGGGGGGGGAGAGAAGAGGCCCGUCUCAUGCUGUCCAAGUGGCAUGGCUAAACUGUGAUGACGACGACCCUUAAGACAAUUUAACUAAUAUAUAUAUCUAUAAAUAUAUAUGUAUAUCUCCGCGCCUGACCCCUUCCCCUUCCAACUUCUCCGGCUCGAGGUUGAAGGGCUGAAACAGAAUGUGGAAUGCAAUGGAUGCUUGAUUUGUUAUGCCUUUUUUAUAUAAAAAGAAAAAAAAGAAAAAAAAUCCACACUGGCCCAAAUGGACACUUCUCGGCUUUUACUGUCUUGAAUUUUAUACUAUGGACCCGCCAGGGAAAAGAAGGG
Podarcis muralis (Common wall lizard) is the source of this 2262-nucleotide messenger RNA. It is a transcript of the gene FAM131A, whose product is annotated as family with sequence similarity 131 member A. NCBI's taxonomy places the organism in Eukaryota, Metazoa, Chordata, Lepidosauria, Squamata, Lacertidae. The record is from RefSeq and is a predicted model, not a curated record.